CGAGAUGAUGGCGGCGCUCGUGACGCGAGUGCAGCAACAGCAGGCCGCUGGUGCCGCGCCUCCCCCUUCCGCAACCUCCUCCUCCGCCUCCUCGCCCUCCGAGCUUGCCGCCGCCUUCUUCCAGCUGGCGGACCGGCUGCUGCUGUUCGCGCGGGAGCUGCUGCUGGCGGGGGCGGGCGCGGGGGCGCUGCCGGGGAUGCUGGAGUGGGCGGGAAGUGUGCUGCGCCUGAUGCGCGAACGCGACCCGGCCGCCGCGGCGCUCUCCUUCCUGAACCACCUGCUGCAAACCGCAACACGACUCACAACCGCAGCUGCCGCCUCCGCCGAGUCUGGCGGCAGCAGCAACCACCACAGCAGCACCCUCAGCAACGGAACAGCAGCAGCAGCAGCAGCAGCUGACGUCAGCAGCAGCAGCGGCAGUGAU
Molecule: messenger RNA, 424 nt
Organism: Astrephomene gubernaculifera
Lineage: Eukaryota; Viridiplantae; Chlorophyta; Chlorophyceae; Chlamydomonadales; Astrephomenaceae
Source: the annotation of a GenBank genome assembly